AUCAGUUUUUUCCCAACCUUUUUAUCGUGAAGUUGAAUCUCUCAGAACCGCAGCCAAAUUCCAAGAAACUGACGAAAUUCUAAUAUAAUCUAUUUCUUUCUUCUUCAAGUGUAAAUUAAAGGUGUACAGAUAUUAAAGUUCUUCAAUAGAAAAGUCAAUUAAAAUCCCAUUAUAGAUUUGGCGCUAAAAAACAAUGAUCGAUUGCUAGUAGAAGUGUGAAACGCGAGUACCUAUUCUAACUUUUUUCUAUUCUUUUACCAACUUCCACCCCCUCUAGAUCCCACGACACUCAAGGUUGACUACCAUACAUCGUUUUAAUUUCUAUUUAUUUUUUUUCUUGUUGUUUGUUGUGUUUCAAUUCUCUUUUUUUACAAUUUACUUUUAUUGAACCCCCUUUGACAUGCAAAUACGUUGCAAAGCACCCCUCGUCGUCAGUGCAUCGUCGUCGUUGUCGUUGCAAUUUAAUUACUUAUAAUGUCGGAUAAUCUGGCCAUACGAUGGAUGCGCCGCUACAAGUUCUUCUUCCUAAUCGGUCUGCUUAUAAUAGGCUUGCAGGUUUUUCUUGCUUAUAAAUCUCUCGGUAUUCCUGACCUUAGUUUCGGCACUGGAAGUGCCAACCUCUUUUCUUCGUCCUCGUCAAUCGAUAAAUCGAAAUCGAAAAGCCAACAGAAUCACAAUUCUGUUGCUGACGAUGAGGAUUUGAAUGCUGUCAAGCGAGAAACAGUGAAUUCAGGUGGCCAUAGUGGCAACUUGAAUAUAGAUCAAUUAGGCUUUCAGCCAUCAUGUGAUAUUACAUCAAAGGAAGCAAUAUCGGCUCUGCAUAGAGCCAAGACGAAAGAAUGUCGCAAGCAAAUAGCAAAUGUUGCGUGUGCUAUUCAAUCGAUGGAAUUCUAUGCGCGACGUUUGCCAAACUAUUGUUUAAAUAGUAAUUACACGGCAAAUAAGCCACUUGGAUGUUAUCGAGACGAAAAGGAGUAUCGCUUGUUGUCGGGUUAUUUUACGAAUUUCAAAAGAAACAAUUCACCAAAGAAAUGCAUCCAGAUGUGCCUUCAAUCGGGUUUCCCCUAUGGCGGAGUGCAGUAUGGGACGGAAUGUUUUUGCGGAGCUGAUUUGCCACCAUCGGCAGCUAAGCUGCCCGAUUCGAGUUGCAAUAUGAAAUGUCCGGGUGACGCGAAGGAAGUUUGUGGCGGAUAUUUUAGCAUGAAUGUAUUUGAGACAGGAAUUGCAAAAUUCACACCACAAAUAGCUGAAACUGUUCCAAAGCCGGAAACCGAACGUGUCCGAAUCGCUUUCCUACUUACAUUAAAUGGUCGCGCUUUGCGUCAAGUACAUCGUCUAAUCAAAGCGCUCUACUCACCAAAUCAUGUGUUCUACAUUCAUGUGGAUUCGCGUCAGGACUACCUUUAUCGUGAGCUCUUAAAACUCGAAAGCAAAUUCCACAACAUACGACUGGCUCGUAAUAGGUUCUCGACUAUUUGGGGUGGAGCUUCCCUCCUCACAAUGCUGAUGCACUGCAUGAGUGAUCUUCUCGCAUCUGACUGGCAAUGGGACUUUGUGAUAAACCUAAGCGAAAGUGAUUUCCCCGUCAAGCCAGUAGAGAAGCUUGAAAACUUUUUAACGGCCAACAAAGGAAGGAAUUUCGUUAAAAGUCACGGUCGUGAAACACAACGAUUUAUCCAGAAACAAGGUCUGGACAAAACAUUCGUAGAAUGUGACACACAUAUGUGGCGCAUAGGUGAUCGAGUUCUACCUGAGGGUAUACAAGUAGAUGGAGGAAGCGACUGGAUCGCUCUAUCCAGGCCAUUUGUUCAAUAUGUCAAUAACAACGAAAACAACGAACUUCUAGAAGGUUUAUUAACAAUCUUUCGCCAUACAUUGCUACCGGCUGAGUCAUUUUUCCACACAGUCUUAAGGAAUUCCCAAUUUUGCCAAACUUAUGUAGACAACAAUUUGCAUGUGACCAAUUGGAAGCGAAAAUUGGGAUGCAAAUGCCAAUACAAACAUGUCGUCGACUGGUGUGGCUGUAGCCCGAAUGACUUUAAGCCAGAUGACUGGGCUCGAUUGCAGGGAACCGAACAAAAAAUGCUUUUCUUUGCCCGCAAGUUUGAACCCAUAAUCAAUCAAGCAAUCAUAUUGCAGCUGGAAGAGUGGCUAUUUGGUCCAUAUACAAGUGAAUAUGUGAAUUUGAAUUCAUAUUGGCAAAGUUUGUAUCAUCAUUCGGAUAAACAUUCAACCGCUGAUGAUCUUCAUCUAACCAUAGCCAACAGUAUUUUAAGGAUUAAUGGAAGAAAAAUGCAUUAUGGGAAAUUUUCUUUACACGAGAUUACGAACUUCUUAAGCAAUGACGAGUACAAAGGGUUCUUACUGCGUUAUAGUUCCCAGAGAUCACCAUCGAAUAUAACUGUUGACUUUGAGACACGAAUCAGACCGACACAGUAUCCAAAAGUAGCACGCACUUCAAAGUUCGCCAAACGUCUUCGUAACUUCGAAGUAAGCUCAGAUUUCGAUCAAAAGGAGCAGAUCUCAAGGAAUUACGCAAAGUUCCUUGGACCCUCCACCGAUUUAGUAUUAAGUUUCACCUUUAUGGGAUCAGCGCAUACUGAUAAUAGUCAUUCCUACAAUAUGACAGUACUGUGGAUUGAUCCAAUGGGAAUGUUGCAGGACUUUAAUGAAAUUCAUGUCGAAGAUACUCAAUCGGAUGCAAUAAAUUUCUCCAAAGCAAAUCUAAAACAUCCAUUAAGUCCUGGUAUAUGGACUGUCAAAUUGAUUGGACGCAUUUCCAUCUAUGCACAGACAAAAUUCCUUAUCUCGCCGUUUACCUUCGAACAUGGCAAAUUGAUUCGCCCGGAGCGAUCUCAAGUAAUACAUUUGGGCAGUCCCCAAGACAUAUCAUAUCCAACGGAUUGGCAGCAGCAUUUGCCACCAGCUGAGGAUUUCAGAAUAUUAAAAGAACUCGCUCAAGCGAAUGCCAAACGUACUGGCAGUAGUCUAUUGAAUUGGGUCGAUGACCUGAUUAGUAAGUUUUUCCUCAUUCGAGAAACGUGUGUUGCCAGCAAUGUGCCACUUAAAGAUCUAGAUUUGCCUCUAUGCAAAGAUACAGACUGGAGUUCGUUAGCUCCUGAUCCCAAGAGUGAUGUAGAUGCAUUGUUGCAUCGUCGGCGAAGAUAGGAACUAAAAAAAUCCAAAUACUUAGAUUAUUUAUUUAAAUGUUUUAUGUUUAUGGAAGAUAUUGUCCAUAUAAAUUUACCUGUAUAGUAUUUGUUAUUUUUCCUAAAAUUUUUAAUCCCUGAUCUUGUAAAAAAAAAAACAAAAAAUAUCUUUAUUCUUUAUGUUAAACUUUUCUUAGAAGAAUAAGCUUAAAAAAAAAACACAGAGGAAAAUGCAUUUGUUUGCUCUAAAUAGCGCAAUGUAUUUAUUUUUGAUAAAACAAAAAACUAAAAUUACUUAUAUUUUUUAGAUAACGAACAAAAUUUCAAGUUUAUGUACAAAGCAAGUUUUUACAAUGGCAGAAUUUAUGGAAAAUGAUUUUAUUAAUUUUACCCUAAAGAGCGUUAUUUUGGGUUUUUUGUUGAGGCCUUGGAGACGAUGUAUUUAAAACAGAUUCGCAGUUACCGAAUAGCUUAAAGGUCUCUCGAUCGAUGAUAAAAUGACUUUCGAUCGCUAACAAAAGGAUUCUUUAAUUCCUAGUCCAAGUGUUUUAAGUUCAAUCAAAGCGCAUUUAAAGUUAAAUCGAAUCAGGUAAUAAGCAAACAUUUUUAUUCACAAAUUCUGCACAAGUUUGUAUAAGUUUCCGAAAGUUUUCUUAUCUUGAUGUAGUUUUAAAUAACUUUUUAAUGUUUUUUUUUUCUUAUAUUUUCCGUAUUUUCUGCUCAAUAUCUUUAACGCAUUCAGCGCCAUUAGUGUAAUAUGUGAUAUAUUCUUAUAAAAUACGUUUAUGUACAGGUACAUAUACUUUAAAAAAAAAAAAUAGAAAUAUAUUAUUAAAUAAUAUUCAGACUAUUACUAAAUCUAUUUUAAAUAUUUUCAUUAAAAAAAAGUAUAUUCGUCAACAUUAUUUAUAUAUGUAAUAACUGUCUAUUUGUCUACUUAUCUACUUAUUAAUCAAUCCGAUUUUAUUUUAUGAUGUAUAAAGAAGGAUAUUUUAUAGAAUAAUCAAUUCGUAACAUAAAGCAAUUCAAAUUUAACCAAAAAAAAAAUUAAAACGAUAUAAAUAAAAAAAUACGUGGAGUGUAUGUACAUAUAUAUUUAAUAUUUCAAAUAUAUUCGCGAAAUUAAAUUAAAAAUGGUUGAACUGCGCAAAGCAAUGCAAGUAAUGUUGCCUGCAAGUAUUUUUAAAAUUAAGUGUUUUUUUUAAGUCAUUAAAAGAAAAGCAAACAAAAUUGUAAAUAACUAGCAUACAAAUUUGAUUUUAACAUUUAAUUUAAAAAUGAGCUACGUCACACAUAAAAAUUAAUUUCUUCUUGUCAUCUUUGUAAAGUUUAAUUGCAACUUGUAUUAAAACAUAUUUUAAAAUUAUGUUUUUAACAUUUCAAAUAUUAGUAGUUCUUCUGAUUAAAAUUUGAUUCGAAACAAAGCUCUCUAGCUGAAAAAAUGCUUAAAUUUUUCUUUUUUUUAUUAUUUUUGAAAAGAAAUACAGAAAAUCAAAUUUAAAAUAAAAAAGGAGAAAGGAGAAAUUUUCUAAAACAACCUAAUAUUUUUUUUUAGACAUUUAGGGAAAGAAGGGGCCUCGGAGGACCACUUAACGUUUGCCGAUUUGAUUUUUGUUUGUUUUUAAACAAUGAAAAUUAAGAAAAAUAAUUGCUAUCGCUACUUAAGGACUUUUCUUCUAAAAAAGUAAACAAUAACAUAAGAAAUACCUUUGGUGCUCUGAAUUUCAUAAACGGGGCACUUGUUCAUUACACCUGUAUGAUUUUUUGGACAGACCUUUUUAUCUUUCAUGUUUAUUUUAAAUUGUUAUUAAUAUUCUCUUUAUAUCAUUUUUUGUAUGUACUUCUACAAUCACACAAAAAGACCUAUGUUCUUUCUUUGUGCCUCAGUACAAAUAUCUUUUGAUUCAUCGACUCUUAAUUUCAAUAUUUCAUAAACCUAAUUGAAUAUAGGUAUAACCCUGAAAAUGCUAUUCACAAGAAACAGAAAACACGUACAAUCUCAAAAUGUUUUUUUACCUCUGGCGUCAUAGUUCAUCACAAUAACUAUUGCGGGGUACUAAAUAAUCUAAAGAUUAGUGAAUGGUUUUAAUUCUUAUAAUUUUCAAGAAAAUGUAAUAAAUGUCAAUUAAUAACAAAAAAACUUGUUACGCCUAUCAAUAUUCCUACCUUUCAUUCAUCUGUAAUGUGUUUUAUGAAAGGUUCAAAUAUGCUAUUUUAAAAUUUAAUUGGGAUAUAAGAAAAAAAUAUAAUUUUUUAUCAUUUUCACUCUUAUAAAUUAUAAACUCAAAUUUUUUUAUUGUUUCAUGUUUUUAUUUAAUUAAAUGUAUGUACCUACUUGGUUUUUUCUUAAAUUUAAAUUAUAUGAUGGCAAAAAUUUUAUUUUGGUCUACUGACUUAUUUAUUUAUUUUGUGUGGCCUUGUAUGUUAUACAAUAUACAUAUCUUAAGCAACAUGAACGAUUGGAAAGAACAAAAAAAUAAAUACAAAAAAAAAAAACAUACUCGUAAUUUAACAUCCUUGCUGUUAUAAAAUCAAA
Messenger RNA from Episyrphus balteatus (marmalade hoverfly), 5685 nucleotides. RefSeq names its product xylosyltransferase oxt (gene oxt). Gene Ontology annotation, cellular component: membrane. Gene Ontology annotation, biological process: chondroitin sulfate proteoglycan biosynthetic process; heparan sulfate proteoglycan biosynthetic process. NCBI's taxonomy places the organism in Eukaryota, Metazoa, Arthropoda, Insecta, Diptera, Syrphidae. Gene Ontology annotation, molecular function: protein xylosyltransferase activity. Bases 475 to 3168 code for a protein of 897 amino acids. The record is from RefSeq and is a predicted model, not a curated record. The transcript has 3 exons.